UCCUGCAUCACUUUUUAUGCACUCACAGGGAUAGUGAAGAGAGGCAGUGUGUGUGAGAGUCAGAGUUUUUUUCUCAGUUCUUGAACUGAAAGGGAAGUACACACAGUGCAUAGACUCAUAUGUCUGCCUUUGAAUGAUUGUGGCUUUGUACAUUUGCAUUUGAGUGCUUUGAUCUGCGUAACAUUAGAAAGAGCUCAAGGGAAUACGUUUGCAUUUUUGUUUCUACUUGUUACGGUCGCCUUUGGAUGCUCUCUGGAUAGUUCAAGACAUCAUGCCGGGAUUCUCCGUGAAGCUGCUUUGAAACGACGUGGAUUGCGAAAUGUGCCAUGCAGAUAAGAAUAACUCGAUCUAGUGACGCAUAUAAAAACAAAACACAUCUCUUGUUUCACUUCAGUGUUCGGCCGUGUUGACGCUGAUGUGGUUUAGUCUGCUGCAGGGUUUUACCUCCAUCACACCUUUCAGACGUCCCUGAAAACUUUAUUUACCUGGUUCAGGUUUGAUCAGGGUUAAAGCUUUGUCUUUCCAGGAUGGAGUUUGACAUUUCUGUUAAAGAGAAAUAAAAUACUUGUGUCUAUAGGAGCAGCACACUAGCACAGACCUCUUUAACAUUUUAAAGGUUUGACACUUAAAAUUCCUUGAGGAAGUGAUAUCAAUGCUAGAUGACUGUACGCUUGGAUAAUAUUAGGGUUUAGGUCAAUGAUUUAUCGUUAUCUCUAUAUUGUCUUCUGAUAAUCUCCACUGAUUCUGCUAUUUUGAGUCGUCUCAUUUUUCAUUGAAGUGAGUCAUGGGAAAUUCAGACAGAUAUGUUUAUUGUUUUUAGCACGGAGGAGUAUGCUAAUGUGACAUGAUUUUGAGUGUGUUCUUUCAUUUUAAUGUGUUUGUUUCUAACAGAUUUGUUUGCAUCUCAGUGCUGCUGGCAGUCAAACCCGGUGAAGGAACCGAGGCGAGAAACUUCACGGCUGUUUUAGGUCAAAGCGUCACAUUACGAUGUCCUGGAACGAACAGUCCUGUCCGCUUGUACAUACAGAAAAAUAAUGGAGGUGGUGCAGAGUUCAUCAAUGGUUUUGACACGGUGCAAGAGCUGGCCAUUCCUCCUCAGUACAAGUACAGAACCACAAUAAAUCGAACAGAACUCAGCAUGGAAAUGAGAAACAUCUCGGUUUCCGACGAAGGAUUGUAUGAGUGUGUCGUUUUCAAAACCCGAGAAACAAAAAAACAGUUUACGAUCUAUCUCACAGUUACAGCCAAAUACAACAUUCCCAACGUGACGGCGACAUGCAACGAACCUGCAAGCGGUGCGAGGAGCUGUCGGCUGAGCUGUUGGGCAGCUGGCGGAUACCCCUGGGGUGCCGUGAGAUGGGCGGAGCUUAAUCUAAGCCUGAUGAAUGACCUUCAGAACAAUAGUAUUCAAGAACAAAACUUUAAAACAUGGACCAUUUCUGAAAGCCUCUCGUACCACUGCAACCAACCCACCAAUGUCAGCUGUUCAAUAGGAGGCGCUACGUCAAACAUGACUACAGUUUGUCAGGGUAAGGCAGAUGAUGAGAAAUUCUCUCUCGAUGCAGCUGUGAUUUCAGCAAUCGCUGUCCUGCUGCUGAUAGUAUUUAUUGUUCCAUCUGUUUACAUAAUACGGAAGUGCUGUGGCCGAAGACGCCCCGUCCCAGGUGAUGCCGAUGUUGAAGUUCCAUUAGCGUAGCGACUGCCAUUCGCAGCCUCAGGACAGCUGAGACGUGAGCAGCAGAUGCCGAGAAGCGUCUGAAGAUUGUCUGCAUCCGCAGACGCACCUGCAGCAGCAUCAGCCGGACCUCAGAGGGUCGUCGUGAAGACGGCUCGUCCGACUGAAUGUUAUGUAAAAUUGGCUUUACCGGCUGUUGUAUGAGCUGUUUGGCUACAGGCCUUGACAAACGCUCGCACAGAACAACAACGACUAUCCAACGGUGACUUUUCACAUUUUUAAAGUCACUUUUUAUAUCAGAGUUAUUUAUUUGGCAUAGCCGAUCAUUUCCUUUUAAAGGGAGCAGCUAAGUUUUUUUUAUUUGGCCAAUUUAUAAUGGCGCACUGAAGUACGAAUGUUUCAUUUUGUUGAAAAAAUUGACAUAAUUUUUUAACCUUCAUGUCAUUCAAUAUCUGUAUCUGACUCGUUCUUCUGCGAAACACAAAAUAUAUUUUGAUAAAGGUCUCAGUGUUCAUACAACCGCAGUCAAUAAGGUGUUCAGUGUUGUUUGGUUAUCAACACUCUUCAAAAUAUCUUCUUUUGUGUUCUGCGGAAGAAACUCAUACAGGUUUUCAAUGAUAUGAGAGUGAAUAAAUAAUGAAUGAAAUUUCAUUUUUGGGUCAACUGUCCCUGUAAACAAUGAAAUAUGACAUUUUAUACACCACAAUAUACUGCAUGUACAGAUUGUGUGAGUCCGCGGUGUUCCAAAUGUCCAAAAAAAGCUUUAAGCCUUUCCAAAAGGGCUAUCAGAAAUAAAUAUUAUGAUUCAGGGUCAGUAUAUAGAACAGUUUAAUAACUGUUUUCUAUGAAAUGGCGAUUGUUACGUUUGUUCACGCUGAAGGGACAUUUCAUUUGCUUCUAGAAGCCUUGAUGUGAUGCUUUAUUUUAAAGCCGGUUCUCAAAGAAGUUCAUUUCUUUACACCAUAGACACAUGAACAAAUACAGCAAUAUUUUUAAAGCACUUCAAACGCUGACAUUUAUACAUUCAACUGUUUAGUAUUUCUCAUUAUUUUGUGUUAUAACUGUUCUCAGGGUGAACGUUGAUGGGAUAAUGAACUUUCCAUUGAAAUUAAACCCGUUUCCUUAUGGAAAUGUCUUGAUGCACUUUGCUUUCUGACCGUAUGAAAAACCUCCUACUUCUACUCUGUAAUUUAUACAUAACUUAUUUCUGUGUUUUUAGCUAAAAUAAAGAACUAAUUCAAUUG
Messenger RNA from Triplophysa rosa, 2919 nucleotides. Its product is annotated as T-lymphocyte activation antigen CD80. Bases 845 to 1696 code for a protein of 283 amino acids. The transcript is spliced from 6 exons. Gene Ontology annotation, biological process: negative regulation of T cell proliferation; positive regulation of T cell proliferation; cell surface receptor signaling pathway. NCBI's taxonomy places the organism in Eukaryota, Metazoa, Chordata, Actinopteri, Cypriniformes, Nemacheilidae. The record is from RefSeq and is a predicted model, not a curated record. Gene Ontology annotation, cellular component: external side of plasma membrane.